Molecule: messenger RNA, 1017 nt
Organism: Durusdinium trenchii
Lineage: Eukaryota; Dinophyceae; Suessiales; Symbiodiniaceae
Source: the annotation of a GenBank genome assembly
AUGAGCAAGCGCUGCCGGCGUCGCUUCUUGCACGCUGCCCGCACGCACUUUGACCGGAUGAUCGCUCAGAUGGCGCAGUCUUUGCGAGGAAAGCUCACGGAGGUCUCUGCAGAAGCGCACCGUGAGCUGAGCCAACAGCUGACCGCCUCGCUGGUGGAUGGGAAGACCGUUCUCUUUGAAGAUGCAGGAGCUCUGGGCGACUACACCUUGAAGCGGCUGCGCCCGCGCUGCCGCGCUUUGCUGGAGGUUUUGUUGGCAGAAGACAGUGUCUUGGUGCUGGAGAGCAUCUUGAAGCGCUUCGAACUUGCUGAACGGGAAAAGCGGGAACUACGAGUUGUAAGCCUGGGUGGUGGCCCAGGCUUCGAUGCCGUCGCAUUGCUUGCAGCCAUGGAGUCCUUUCGAGAAGCCCAGCUCCAAGAGCGGACCCACACCGUGGCCGAUCUGCGACCAAACACCAUGGACCCGCUGGACGGACCGCGGCCCCUGCGAUGCCACGUCUUGGAUUUGGCACCUGCAUGGGCUCCCGCGUUAGUGGCGCUCAGAUCUGCGGCCACUGAGAUUUGGCCGAUCUGCGCGGAGGAUUUUUUGCAGCUCAUGGCACCCAUCGACCUGCGAGAGUGUGACAACUCUCAAGUCAUCGAGGAAAUCAGCACUGCGGAUCUGGUGAUCGCGUCUUAUGUUUUACAUGAAAAUGAAGCAGCCUUGUUAAAAGAUGGCCUGCUGGCUGGAGCAAUUCCUGAUGUGUUCAGGUCCGUCCCACUUGGUGUCCCUUUGAUCUUUUUGGAUGCGACACAUCGCCUUUGGCCGGCCCUAGUUCACACAGCAGAGUUGCAGGGCCAUUUCUCUGUCACGAUUCCAGAAGGCAUGACUUCUCACAUCCACGCAGUGGUUUUCAUCCGCGAGGAGGGUGUGGAGCAAAGGAAACCAGACGAAAUUUACGUGCCGUGUUUUGAGACCUUUUCUGCACACCAGAAAGCAAACCAAGCCCGGCUUCAACGAUUAAAUACAAAAUUCUAA